AUGAGUUCUGACAGAAUCGACUACCCAAAAGCGUCUAGUAAGUUAUGUUGUACAAUGUUUAUACGUAGGUUUUGAUUUUACAGUAAUAUCUCCAAAAUUUGGACACCCAUUUUAUUAUUAUUAUUUAAAUGGUUUAUUAUUAUAUUUACAAUUUGUACUAGGGCGUAUAACGAGUAAUAUUUUUUACUGUGUAUAAUAUAAAAGGACGGUGAGAGACUUGAAGACGCUUCACAUUAGAAACGCCUGAACAUGUAUGCUUCACUUAAUAGAGAUAUGCGUCAAAGAUUAGGUAGGUCUCUUGGCCAUUUGCGUUUUAAACGUUUUACUGGGUUUCCUGGAUGAUGAUUAGAAUAAAGUUGAACAAUUCGGCUAUUAGGGUGAUGUUCCGUUUUGGAUUGAAGGCGUGUGUAAAUUAUGGUAGCUAUUUGAUUGAUAGUAGUGAUUUUUAGUUCAUUGUGUUGUCUGACAUUGGUAACGUACCAAGGAGCGUUGAUAGUCAUUCGUAGGCAAAUGGCUUGUAAAGCCUGGAUGGUUCUGGUAUUUGCUGGUUUGGCCGAACCCCAGAGGGCGAUUUCAUAGGAAAUUUCAUAGGUUGAAAUAGACAUUUGUACAAUAUACGAUAUAUUUGUACAGUAUACGGUUAGAAGUGUGCAUUCUUAAUUUGAGGAGUGCACUUAGAAUAUGUAGGCAGCUGUUCAGUUGUUUGCGUUUGUUUUGAGUGGUGGACCCCAAGUGAGUCUUUUUUCAAACAGUAGACCAAGGUAUUUCACUUCUCUUGUCUGCGGGAUGACGACGUUAGUAAACGUUAUGGGGGGACAGUCUCCCAAGCGGAGGGCAAAUGUGACAUGAGCCAAUUUGGAGUCGUUGAUUUUAAUUUUCCACGAACUGAACCAAUGGGAUAGGUUGUUCGGGUGGUUUUUUUAGUUGAAGCCUCCAACUUGGAGGUUUGCUUCAUGGUGGCUGGAUGAUAGUACUGCGGUGUCGUCGGCAUAGAUCCCGAUAAAGGCGGUGUCAGAGGUUGGGAUAUCUGCUGUAAAUAGUGUAUAGAGAAAAGGAGCGAUGUCAUGAUCUUGAGGGACUCCGACUGAGAUUAAUUGUGAGUUAGGGAAUGUUGUUUUUAAUUUGAGUUUAAAUCUUCUGUCAUUUGGGAAGUAAAUAUUUUUUUUGAAAUUUUUCUUGAGUUUGAAUAACAAGCCGUCAUGCCACACGGUGUCGAAUGCUUGUGCUACGUCUAGGAAAAGAUCUGAGCAGUAUUUUUUUUCUAUUUCGAGUGUUGUGGCGAUGUAGAUAGUCUACUACUCUGUGUGAUUAUUGGAACGUUGGUGUUUUGCACGGAAGUCAAAUUGAAAUUCGGAAAGUACAUUUUGUUUAAGGGCGAUAGCAGUGAGUCUCUUGAGAAGUAUUAUUAUUCUAAGGAACAAAUGCGCUUUACCACGCCCCUCACGGAUUUCAAAUUUUUUUUUUUAAUAAGACAUGUUUUUCGACACUGAUUUUGAAAAUAUUAAAAGUAAUUUGUUUAGAACUAUUAUUAAACAAGUUACGGCAAUAAAACUUCAAAAAUGCAGACUGUUUCAAUCGAAAAUAACCAUUGAUAUUUUGUGCAAAACCACGUCGGAUAGGUAAAACAAGGGGAAAACAGAUGCAUUUUAGGUGUUGGUACAUAGAAAUCCGGAGAGAUCACUACUUGUUCACUCGGAAUUUUACAUCAACAUAACUUCUAAAAUAUUUAUAAAUAAAAAACUGAUAGCACCAUUAUUCUCAGCAUCAAAAAACAGCAAAAAAAAAAUGUUUUUUUUUAAAAUUCGAAUUUUUUUUUGUAAUAAUAAUAAUAAAUGGUAUCCAUAAAAAAAAUGUUGAAAUUCAUGAGGGGCGUGGUAAAGUGCAUUUUAGCCUUAUUCUGAUUGAAUAUUAUGCGAGUUCUAUUUAACGAGUAAAGCAUACUUAUAUUAAAUUUAAAGUUUUUUUUUUUUUUAUUAAAAUGUAGUUAUUCCUUGUUUUUAUUUAGUUGGUAGUUACUAGUAGCAUCAAUGUUCGAAAGUGUUAAAUAUUUGUUAUAGUUUUGUGAAGUAUAUGUAUUUAUUGAAUGUUGAUAGAUUUAAAAGUAAACUACAAUACACAUUUGUAUUGAAAUGCCAUUGUCUACUUAUGCAGAAAUCUUAAAUUAAAAGAAAUAUAAUCAGUACCUUCCUACCUAUCUGCUGUAAAAUUUAAAUUAUUUUUUUUUUUUUUUAAACUUUUAUUUAACUAUUCUGAUGAUAAUAUUGAUAAUAAAAUAAUUAUGUAAAAACAAAAUUAUAAAAUAGUUAAAACUUGUUAAUAAAUACAUUUAAAAAAAAAUUAAAUUUAAAAAUCAUAUACGAACAAAUACAAUUAAAUUAAAAAAUAAUCUUUUUAAAUUAAAUAGAUGUAAAAUAUUGAUGAAUUAAAAUAAAAAUAAGAAACUUAUUGACCAGUACAAUAUUAUAGGUCUAGGAAACUUACUAAAAAUAAUUUUAAAUACUUUAUAUUUACUGUUAGGCAUUAUUUUUAAUUUAUAUUAUUUCAUUCUAGAACAAAUAAGUGAUGCUGGUGUGAUUGUUUACAUUGGAGGUGUUUUUUUAGUGAUUGCAUUCUUAAGGUAAUGGAAAAUGAAAACCUUGAAAUUUAUUUAUUUAUUUUAUUUUAAUAUGUUAUUUAUAGUCCGUAUUGGAUAGAAUCAUACGAUGAAGCACGCAUGGAAUUUAAACACAUGGGCUUAUGGACUUAUUGUUUUAAUCAUUUCCGAUAUCCUCAUUACCAAUUUGACAAAUUAUUUACUGGAUGCGGUACAGUAUUCAGUGAAGAAUAUUAUGUUAUUCGAGAAUGGCUAUUACCGGGUUAGUAACAUUGAUUGUUGGUAACUUGACUGCAAUUAUUCAUUAUCAAUGUUCAUUUUUUAUAAAGGAUGGUUAUUAUUUUUGGAACUCUGCAUGACAUUAGCAUUAUUGUUAUCGCUCGGAACAUUGGCAUUAAUUGCUUCCAUUUUAACAAGGUAUCCUCAACGUCUAGUUCUUAAAUACGAAUACAUGUUAUCAGCUGCAUGUUUUUUGGCGACUUCAGUAUCUGGUUUGUAAAAAUAAAUGUUUUAUAGUUUUUUGUUUGAUAUGGUUAAGUUUUGACUUUAAACAUUAAUGUUUGUUUGUUUAGCCACUUUAAUAUUUGUAAGCUUAAUCCUGUUUCCGUUCAAUUGCUGGAGACGUGAUUGGCUCCAGAACCCAAUGUUCAACCACCUUUCUUGGUCAUAUUAUACUGCGGUCUUAUCAGGUUUUAUACACGUGUAUGGUGCAUGGUAUUUGUACAAGGUUUGUCAAUUUAAUUUAUUUUGUUGAUUAAAUCACAAUUGUUAACAAAACUAUUGUUUUUCAGGAUGCCCGAAUCACUUAUGAACAAAGAAGAGAGAGCAAAAACUUAGUUAUGCAGAUGUAUCCUCCUCACGAGCGUAAUUUUUAUGAUCAGUGA
Molecule: messenger RNA, 3477 nt
Organism: Cinara cedri
Lineage: Eukaryota; Metazoa; Arthropoda; Insecta; Hemiptera; Aphididae
Source: the annotation of a GenBank genome assembly